Messenger RNA from Tarenaya hassleriana, 1940 nucleotides. RefSeq names its product sugar phosphatase YfbT-like. NCBI's taxonomy places the organism in Eukaryota, Viridiplantae, Streptophyta, Magnoliopsida, Brassicales, Cleomaceae. The record is from RefSeq and is a predicted model, not a curated record. Bases 633 to 1775 code for a protein of 380 amino acids. The transcript has a single exon.
UUGCGGAAUUUAAGAGACACAGAGUUUCCCAUUCCUCCAAGAAUCUAAACUUUUCUGCCCUCGAGCUUUCUUCAUCCAUCGGUUGUUUCCUUCUCCAGGUUCAAUCGGGAUUUCUUCUUUCCAUCGCUCUCUCUCUGUAUAUAUAUAUAUAUACAACUUAGUAUACGUAUUUGUCCCCAAACAUUAGAAUCGAUUUGAUCUCAUUUGAACAGUUAUAGUUUCGAUUUGAUCUGGGUAUCUUGUGUGUAUAUCGAUUUCCGAAUUUCGUCAUCUGGGUUUUGGAGAAUUUUAGGUUUAAGGGGCCUCUGCACUUGUAAAGUUUAGGUUUUCCGUGGUUUCUAGGUUAAUUGGGUUGUUCUCAGAUACGGAUAUGGAGGUUGUGAUUGAUUAGCGGUCGUUUCCUGUUUAUAGGGUUAGGGUUUCGCCGUGGGAAAGCUGUUUGAUUCCUUCGGUCCGCGAAUUCGUCUUCAUCAAGGUCUCGUGCAGCUUUCUCACAGGGUCAUUCUAGGGUUUGGAUUGUAUUAGGGUUUGAACGUGUGGCUUGAUAAUCAUUCAUUGGUUAGGAACUGGGUUGGAAUUAAGACAUUGCGAGUCCUUUCAUUCCGGGUUUAAGGUUUCUGGAUUCUGUAAACAUGGCGGAUGUGAUUGGAACGAUAUCGUUGUUGGGCCAUCGUCCUUCGGUUGUAAGGGUUUGUGCAAAGAAUGCAUCGAAGACGCAGAAACUGCAGAACAAGGUCCAGUUCCCGGUGAAGCCAGAUUGCAGUAGGAAGGUGGUUCUUGCCCAUCCAAUGCAGAGCUUGAAAAAGAGACGGGCAUCGAUGUUCCCGAUUAGGGCUCUUGCCAUGGAGCUGAUGAAAGAGAUGCCUGCCUAUAAAGAUGAGGAGAGGGUACCAAGAACGUGGAAUUACCUUGAUUUGGGAGUGGAUAAGAAACCCGGGAUAUGGCCUCCUAAGAACAAAGCCGACAAGCCUUCAUUACAAAAUCCGUUGCUAAGGCACGAAAGGAUGGGUUGUGGUUGGUUAGGUGUGAUUUUCGAGUGGGAAGGCGUGUUAGUAGAGGAGAACCCCGAUCUCGAGAAGCAAGCAUGGUUAACUUUAGCUCAGGAAGAAGGUAAAUCUCCUCCACCGGCUUUUAUCCUUAGACGUGUCGAAGGGAUGAAAAACGAGCAAGUGAUUUCAGAGCUUCUGUGUUGGUCGAGGGACCCUGCACAAGUUAAGAGGAUGGCAUCUAGGAAAGACGAGAUCUUUCAAGCUCUACAUGGAGGGGUGUAUAGACUACGAGACGGGUCACGGGAAUUUGUAAACGUAUUGAUGCGUUACAAGAUCCCGAUGGCAUUGGUCUCCACCCGUUCCCGAAAGAUGCUAGAGAACGCGAUUGGGUCAAUAGGCAUCGAGGGUUACUUCACCGUGAUAGUUGCAGCAGAAGACGUUCACCGUGGAAAGCCAGACCCUGAGAUGUUUUUAUACGCAGCUCAACUUCUGGAGUUCAUACCCGAGCGGUGCAUCGUGUUCGGGAACUCAAACCAAACGAUCGAGGCGGCUCACGAUGGCCAGAUGAAAUGUGUGGCUGUGGCUAGCAGACAUCCUAUGUACGAACUCAGUGCAGCUGAUCUGGUCGUGAGAAGACUAGACGAGUUGUCGGUGGUUGAUCUGAAGAAUCUUUCGGACAUCGAAUCAGCCCAGUUCGGGUUGAUGGAACCAGAACCUGAGCUCGAGGAGGAAGACGAGCAUGGCCGUCCUUCUUCGGCCGUGGCCGUUGAUGAUAUCUUCUGGUGAUGUUUGUUCUCUGUAAUUUGUACAGUCUUAUUGAUUUGGUCUCUCGUGGCAAAUAUAGUUUUCUGUAUUGGUCUUAUCUGUGUAUAAUUCAAUAUAUAUGUACACGUAUACGGUUAGUUUACGGUGUAUACGUAUCAUAAAAACAUUAUUUUAUCAGACUCUUAA